Molecule: messenger RNA, 2826 nt
Organism: Chara braunii
Lineage: Eukaryota; Viridiplantae; Streptophyta; Charophyceae; Charales; Characeae
Source: the annotation of a GenBank genome assembly
GGCGAAGAUGAAGAGAUUGGAGGAGGAGAUGAAGAAAGUACAACAAGAGGAGGAAGAAAGAAGAAAAGUUGCUGAAGCAGAAGCGGCAGCAGAAGAAGAGAAAGAGAGGAUGAGGAUUGAGAGUGGAGAAGGGAGUAGUGGUGGCACGAUGACAAGGGAAACAGAUACAGGGCUAGAAAAGAAGAUCAGCGAGUGGGUCGCUAAUUUAUCGUUGGGGGAAGACAAGGAGACGGAGUCCUAUGUAACUAAGGAUGAGAAGGCUGCGUUGGCCGCUGAGCUAGCAGCCAUGACAGACCCAAUGGAACGAAGAGAGAGGGAAGACGAGCAAAAGUUAGCCUGGAAGUUGAGAAUGAAGAGGGAGAAGAAGAGGAGGAGAGAGGAAGUGAAUAAGAUGACCGCAGCAGUGGCAAAGGUGCAGGAGUGUAGAGCGGAGGUGCUGGCCCAACCGGACGAUAAGGCCAAGUGGGACAAAGUACUGGGGUACCUAGAGGUGUUGAGCAAGGCCUGGAUGGAGGAGCGCAAGGCAAGCUGGAGCCAGGAUGUAGGAUUGAGUGCCAUGCGGUCAUGGUUUAGAGAUUUUGCGCGCGAGAUCGUCACCCAUAUUGGGGGCGAAGUGAAGCACUUGAGAGAUGAUGUAGGGAAGUUUUGUGAGGGCGCUAUUCACGGUGCCAAAGCUGUAGCCGCUGUAGAGGGAGAGGCCAGACCCCGUAAGGACCCAGUGAAGCUUAAGUUUUCGGAUGCGUACGGGGGAAAGAAGGAAGAUAACUUUGACAACUGGAAAGCCAGUAUCAAUAGUUAUAUUUAUUUGCAGCAUAUCUUGGUCGAGGAACAAGUCCUUGUGGCCUUCCAGGCCCUCAAAGAUGAAGCGGCUAGUUUUGCCAGGUCUCUUGCGCGUACAGCCCGUUGUGAAAACAACCUGGUUGCGUAUUCCAAACAGUGGAGAAGUGCCAAGGCACUCAAGAGUACUAUGGACGACUUGGUAGCCGUCCCUGACCACGGGGUCACCGAGCCCCAGUUGGUCCAGUUGUUUUAUCGUGCCAUCCCAGAGGCCCUACGCGGGCAUUUCUUUGACAAGUCUCAGCAGGCCGGCAUCACAUAUGAUCAAUUGAGUAGGGAGGUCGUCCUGUAUAAGUCAAAGUCUAUGCCAGUUACCACUUUCUGGCAUAAGGACCUGGAGAAGGGGAAGAAGUGGAAGAAUCGUACUAUCUCAGGCCAAGUAAAGGCCAAGGAUCACAUGAUCCUGACGUUAGAGGAAGGUGGUAUUGAUGAGGUCCCGUAUGAUCAGAUUGAGUGGGGCCUCGAAGAUGAUGGCAGUAGUGUGGGGCAGGGGAGGUCUUACGCUGCUGUCGCGGCUGGAGGAAGCCCGCAAGGAGGAGGAGGCCAGGGCCAAAGGCCAUGGGAGGCCGAGGACCGGGCGCACAGGGGGUUGGCGGACAGGGAAACCGCCAAGCGGAAGGUCGGGGUCAAGGUCCCCCGUCAAAUCGCCAGGGUAAUCGGUCCCCACAACGAAGAGGUGGAAGAGCACCUCAAGGAGGACACUCCCAACCCACAUGAGCCUAUGGCAGAGGUUGCAGGCCCRUGCCUAGAUAGCUGUCCAGAGACCGCUUGUGUAAGCGUCUCUUUAGGCACCUCCCUCAUAGGUGUGGCAGAAGAAUUAAAGGAGAGGAUGCCAACCUGGGCCAAAAUGAAGAAGGAGAGUAAAGGACAACUGAUUUUGGUAGAUGUAGAGGUGUUUAGGAGUAGGGUAGGGGCCCUUAUAGACUCAGAAGCUACCCGUAGUUAUAUCAGCCGWAGGGCGCUGAAGAAGCUGAGGAUAGAACUAAAGGUCCAGAAGUUAAUAGACCCUAUAGUCAGUGUUCUCGCAGACAACCGCACAAUGCGCGUUGAGGAUUAUACAGAGGGAGUCCAGGCGUACUUUCGCCUAGAGAAGGAUGGGAAGGUGGARAAAGUUCUCCAUUCCCUGACUCUUCUCGUACAAGAUGACCUUCCUUUCGAUGUAGUGUUAGGAAUGGAUUGGGGAGAGGCAGCGGGGGCCACACUCCAUCUGAGAGAGCAUGAGUGUAGGCUCCCUAGUCCGUCAGGCGAAGUGAAGACUGCUCGCCUGUUCCAUGCGUCCGGUGUAGAUAACACCUUGGCGCAUUGCUGUCUCAGUGCUCCCGCGUUCGCGCGAUUAGUAAGAAAGGAGCAGAUAGAGGAACAGGUCUUUGUGGUGUAUGUCACACCUGUCACUGAGGCCCCGGAAAAGGAUAGUUCCACAGAUCCAACAAUUGCCAAGCUVCUGGAAGAAUUCAAAGACUUGACUGAGUCGCCGACAGGAGUAGUGUCGCGACCCAUCCAGCACAGCAUAGAGAUAGAGCCUGGCAGUAGAACUCCUAGGGGUGCAGUCUACAGGAUGUCCCCUAGAGAGUUAGAGGAGCUUCGCAAGCAGUUAGACGAACUCCUUGAGAAAGGGUGGAUCAGGCCCAGUUCGUCUCCUUUUGGAGCACCCGUUUUGUUUGUCCCCAAGAAGGAAGGAGAGCUGAGAAUGUGUACAGACUAUAGGGGAUUAAAUGAGAUCACCGUGAAGAAUGUUGAGCCGCUGCCCAGGAUAGACGAUCUUUUAGAUCGGGUGCAGGGUUGUAAGUAUUUCUCUAAGAUAGACUUUAAGUCCGGAUACCAUCAGAUAGAGGUCCAUCCUAAUGAUGAGUACAAGACUGCGUUCCGGACUUGAUAUCGGCAUUAUGAGUUUAUAGUGAUGCCCUUUGGACUAACCAACGCGCCAGCUACUUUUCAGCGUUGUAUGAAUGACCUGUUUAGACCAUGGUUAGAUAAAUUUGUAGUAGCCUA